AUGCAGACUCCGAACGCGAAGGACGAUUGGAUUGUCUGCACCACACAUAUGCAUGGUGCCUACCCGGCGGAGCGACUGCUGCGACAGAGAGCCAUGAGCCACCCCAGGCACAUGGGCAAGAUAAGGAAAAGGCUGGAGGAUAUCAAGAACCAGUCCCAAAAGUUGACAAAAGCCGAUUUCAGCCACAAUGAAAGCAUAAGGUUGGCCACCGAUGCCUUCCUGGAUGGUGGGACGGAGUCUUACUUCGAAGCUCUAAGCAAAGAGGGGGAGGUGGAUUUCCUGUCCUCGGUGGAAGCUCAGUACAUCAAGGAUAACGCCAGGGAGUCCUACUACGCACAGGAGUCCCUGGCCACUGACGGGGCGGCCGCACCGAAGCAGAACGAUGCCAGGUCGCUCCCCUCGGGGACCUACUUCCCCACCAUUUCGGACAGCAGUGAGCCAGCUCUGCUGCACACAUGGAUUACAGCAGAGAAGCCCUAUCUGAAGGAAAAAUCCACUGCCACUGUGUAUUUCCAAACAGAGAAGAACAGCAACAUUAGAGACAUCAUACGCCGGUACAUCAACAAGAGCACUCAGGUGCUAGCUAUCGUGAUGGAUGUGUUCACAGACACUGAGAUUCUUUGUGACCUCCUGGAGGCAGCCAACAAGCGCAUGGUGUUUGUCUACCUGUUGCUCGACCAUGGCAAUAUAAAUCUCUUCUCAGAGAUGUGCGACAAGUUGCAAAUUGCCGAGGAUCUCUUCAAGAAUAUUUCAGUCCGCAGUGUUACUGGUGAGGUUUACUGUGCCAAAUCAGGCAGGAAGUUUUCAGGACAAAUACAAGAAAAAUUUCUUAUCUGUGACUGGAGAUACGUGCUCUCUGGAUCUUACAGCUUCACGUGGUUGUGUGGCCAGGUUCACCGCAACCUCCUCUCCAAGUUCACGGGUCAAGUUGUGGAGCUGUUUGAUGAAGAGUUCCGACACCUUUAUGCCCUGUCCAAGCCAGUGAGGGGACCGAAGUCUCCACCGCGCACCUUGCCUUACCUGUUCAACAAGAGCUGGGCCCCCCAGCGCAGCCUCCCCGACAGCGACGAGGGAAGCGCCAACACGCUUUCCGAUCCCUUCAGCAGCCUCUCGGCGGGCAGCACCCACCAGGCCAAGCAAAGCCCAAGAACUCUCAUAUUCAGCGGCAACUUCACCCCCCAAUCACCUCUUCACAGAGUUAAUUCCUUCCACGGCUACGUCUCGUACACCCCGCCGCCACCACCGCCACAGGCAGCCAUCCAGGCCAACUACUACCAGCCGCACUGCGUGGCCGAUAACUCCCCAGUGCUGUACAACAACAUGAACGUUUACAGACCCAUAAGACUGAGACAAGAGGAACAAAACAGGACAGGGUUAAACUCACCCUGGAGAUGCCUCCACAAAGCUAACCUGUUUGCAUAA
This is a messenger RNA of Merops nubicus (carmine bee-eater), 1422 nucleotides long. It is a transcript of the gene SACK1A, whose product is annotated as family with sequence similarity 83, member A. The transcript is spliced from 4 exons. The record is from RefSeq and is a predicted model, not a curated record. NCBI's taxonomy places the organism in Eukaryota, Metazoa, Chordata, Aves, Coraciiformes, Meropidae. The coding region runs from base 1 to 1422 and encodes 473 amino acids. Gene Ontology annotation, biological process: epidermal growth factor receptor signaling pathway.